Messenger RNA from Diatraea saccharalis (sugarcane borer), 1671 nucleotides. The record is from the annotation of a GenBank genome assembly. Lineage: Eukaryota; Metazoa; Arthropoda; Insecta; Lepidoptera; Crambidae.
AUUCUUUUUAAAGUGUCUGAAAGUAUGUGGCGCCAUAUAUGUUUCCUGUUUAUUGCUACGCGUGCUGCCUAUUCAAAUACAAUUUUGGUAAACACGCCUGUUGGGCUUAUUAGAGGUGCUAAAGCAAUAGAUGGUGAAUACUACACUUUUUUCGGUAUACCCUAUGGGUCAGUGAAUAGAACUAAUUUAUUUGGGGCACCCGAAAAAUAUCCGAAAUUUGAUUAUAUAUUUGAAGCAUUCCAUGACUCGGCAAUAUGUCCUCAAAUCCAAAACAAUGUACUUCAAGGAUCAUCGGACUGUCUUCAAUUAAACAUCUUUGUACCAAUAUCAGCAAAUAUCAGCCAUCGACUUCCAGUUAUGGUCUAUAUCCAUGGUGGCAGUUUCAUUGAUGGCUCCAAAUCUAGUAAAACCUAUGGACCAAAAUACUUAGUAAAACAUGAUGUGAUUUUAGUUGUGAUCAACUACAGAUUAGGACCAUAUGGUUUUAUGUGUUUGGAUAUUCCUGAAGUACCAGGUAAUCAAGGACUGAAAGACCAAGUAUUAGCGUUGAAAUGGAUCAAACAAAACAUUGAAUCAUUUGGAGGUGACGCCACAAAAAUAACUGUAUUUGGUAUAAGUGCUGGUGGACAUUCCAUUGAAUUUCACCUGUUGUCUGAUAAUGAGAUACUUUUUAAUAAGGCUAUUUUACAAAGUGGAAGUGCAGAAGCAGCCACAGUUUUUACAGAUCAUGACAAAAAUGCUCCUAUUAGAAUAGCAGAAAGGCUUGGAUUAUCCACAAACUCUUUGACGAAAGCGAUAACUUAUCUUUCAUCAUUACACACAAAUGAAGUUAUUCAAGCAUCUAAUGAUCUGUCUAUAACUUACAAACCUUGCGUGGAACAAAAAUUUGAGGGUGUCACACCAUUUCUAACAAGACAUUGGGUAAAUGCAGAUAUUCCAAAAGUAAAAGAUAUGCCAAUUUUGUUGGGAUUUUGCGAGCACGAACUUCUUUUACAACACAUAAAUUCAUCCAUUUCAGAAUUUCCAGCACUUAUUCGCAAUAGACUCAGAAAUACGUUCAACUUUGACAAUGGAAACCUAAUAAAAGCCCAAGAAAUUAUUCAGAAUUAUUAUUUAAACAACAAAAAUGUAAACACCGAUUUACCUAUAGCGGCAUAUUUUGAUUCCGACUUUACUUAUAUUCAUCCCAUUCAAAGAAGCAUAAAAAAGUUUUUGAACAGUAAACCUAAAAGUUUAUUCUAUUAUAUGUUUUCCUACAAUGGUAACAGAAAUUUGGCAAAGAUUACCAAGAAAGUAAAAUUUGGCAGUGCCGUUCACGCUGAUGAUGUUGGUUAUCUUUUUGAUGUAGAUUAUUUGGUAGACGAACAUACUCCUGAGGAUAUGUUAGUAUUAGAUCGUAUCACAACCAUGUGGACCAAUUUUGCAAAAUAUGGUGAUCCAACACCUGACACCUCAGAAUUGCUGGAAAUAAAAUGGACGCAGCUAUCAAAUGAAAGGUACACUUAUUUGAACAUAAACUCAAUUUUAGCUAUGGGACAAAGACCAGCUGCAGAUAGAAUGACAUUCUGGGAUGAUUUUUAUAUCAAUAACAAGAAGUAUCAAAAAGGAUUUCAAGAUGACUAAAGUGACAAUACUUAUUAAACAUUAUUGUUAUAGAUAUAUAUAUAUAUA